UCUACCGGAGAUGGGGUACCUUAUUGCUAACCGGUUUCGGGUGGUUUUCAUCUCCAUCUCGUUAAAAUCUAGUUACACUUACCUUCCGAUGAGAGGAGGCGCCCCACCGUUAGAACAUCCUGUCAUAGCUAUUGGUCAUGUGACCAAUCACUUUGUACAGCUGAAGUUGGUGUCUGGACAUCCUAUGCCGCCAAUUGCUCCCCAAUGGGAAUACAACGUUGAAGAACCCGAGUCCGAAUGGUGUAAACCGUAUAAAGAGCGUUUGGAUAGAUUUAUGGCUGAACACACUGUUUGGAUUGGUCCUUGUGUUAUUACCAACUUUGAUUUAACAGACAUAACAGAAGAUUGAUAAUAUGAUUCAUGUUUGUAAUGUUGUAACCAUGUCUGUAACCAUAUUAUUAGCAAGAAUAUUUUCCUACAUGUAUUAAGACAAUGCUCCAGUAUUGUAACGAGGUCUGUUUGUCCCAUAUUAUUGUCACUGCAUUUUCACGCUUCUGUCUGUGACAGUAUCUGGUUUUAGAGGUACGAAUCUUGAAGUUUCAUAUUAAUCCGGGUUUUCAACUCUCGGACGUCUUAAAAAGGGGGGGUGGUAAAUUUAAUUAUGAAUCAGUCCGG
Molecule: messenger RNA, 615 nt
Organism: Lotus japonicus
Lineage: Eukaryota; Viridiplantae; Streptophyta; Magnoliopsida; Fabales; Fabaceae
Exons: 2
Coding region: 11-349 (112 amino acids)
Source: RefSeq, a predicted model, not a curated record